Paramecium sonneborni is the source of this 1696-nucleotide messenger RNA. The record is from the annotation of a GenBank genome assembly. Lineage: Eukaryota; Ciliophora; Oligohymenophorea; Peniculida; Parameciidae.
UUAUUAUUUUAAUGCUAUUAAUAUUAUUCUCUUUAGCUAUUGCUAAAAGAACGAUAAAUCCUGUGCUUUAUGAACUUUUUGAGUAGAUUUCUACAACCAAUUACGAACAUAAUAUUGAUUCAACAUUUUUGCUUUAAUACAAUAAGUAAUUGAUAGUAGUUAUUAUUUAAGCUAUCCAGGAGUGUAUAGUAUGGAAAUGGGUGAAAUGAUAAAUGGAAAAUAUGUUUAAAUAUAAUAGAAUGAUAGUCUUGAUCCAUUUACUCUACCAGGAUGCCAUCAUUAUUAAAGAAGAUUGUUAUAUAUGAAAUUAGCUGAUUAUCAAACUAGUUCAAAUGAAUAGACUUUUACUCAUAUGUAUAUUGACAACGAUUUUGUUUUUGUGACUAGAAAUGAUAAUUCAUUAUUGCAAUUUGAAAUCUAACUUGAUGAAGAAGAAUAAAAGAUCACAGGUUUAGAAUUGAAAGAAACCUAUGAACAUAGUGGUUUUAGUUAACAGCAUCAACUUAUUUGUUAUAAUAAAGUUUGCUUAAUAUUUGGAGAAGAAGGCUAAACCUUUAUUUACAAAGAUAAGAAUUUUACCUAAAUAAAUUUGACAGAUAUUAUUGGUUAAUCAAGAGAAUUUCCAUAAGAUAUAUAUUUUGAUGAGAAAUCUAAAGUAAUUUACAUUUGUUAUGGUAAUUCAAUAAUAGAUGUGCUUCAAUUUAGAAAUAAUAGUUCAAUUGAAAAAGUUUAAACAAUAUAAAGUGGUUAGUAAAUUGUCUAAAUAAGAACUAAUCCUGAAAGCACUAUUCUUUAUUUACUUGAUUAAUAAAUAGGAUUGAUCUCUUAUAAAAUUGUUUCAAUUUUAGAAUAUACUUUAACUUCUUUUUAGAUUACAAUUUAGAAUAGUGUGGCAUUUGAUUUUUAUGAAAACACAUUCUUUAUUGUUGCUGAAACCUAAGAUGGUAUUCCUUAUGCUUUAGAAGCCUUAUAGUAAGAAGAUACUUAUUAUUUCAAUAAAAUUUAUUCAAAAGAUAUGGAUAUUUAUGAUGUUUGGGUAGGAGAACACUUUGCCAUUCUUAUAGGUGCAGAAAUACAUAGAGUCAUUUAUCAUUCAGUUUAUAAAAAAUUUGUAGAAUAAAGUGAAAUUCCAUUAUUCUUUGAAGAUAGUUAACUAGUUAAUGUUGAAGAAUUUAGAAAAUGGGAAAAUGCUUUUUUUAAUAAAUAAGCAAUAGAUUAAGAACCUUUUUAAAAGAUUCCCUUUUAUUAUAAAUAAUCUUUUAUGAUAGGAAUUUCUAAAAAUUAAUUAUCAGUAUUCUCUGUUAAAUCAUUAUUACCAUGGGUUUAAUGCAAACCUACUAGUACAAAUUCAACAGAAUAUAUUUUAAAAAUGAAUUCAACAUCUUGUUUGUCUAAGUAAAAAGAAAAUGAUCAUACAGCAUUUAAAUAAUGUGUUAUCUUUCAUAAUUUUACAAUUACAGGAAAAGAGAUUUAUUUUUAUGAAGAAGAUCAAUCCACAUUAAUUAUUGUUGGAAGUUUUUUAAUGUAAAAUUUUAGUUAUUUUUUUAGUGGAAUCUUUAUUUUAUUAAUUUUGUUUUAUGUUGGUGCUCGUUUAUAUUGGAACUACCAAAUUAAUCAAUUCAAGAGGUUAAAUCAUAUUAAAUUAGAAGAAUAAUAAGAACUGUAAAAUAUACAGCCAUCUAAUCAAGGAAAUUGA